This is a messenger RNA of Diaporthe amygdali, 756 nucleotides long. RefSeq lists its product as uncharacterized. The transcript is spliced from 2 exons. The coding region runs from base 1 to 756 and encodes 251 amino acids. Lineage: Eukaryota; Fungi; Ascomycota; Sordariomycetes; Diaporthales; Diaporthaceae. The record is from RefSeq and is a predicted model, not a curated record.
AUGCGUACCAGCGUUCUUCGGUCCAUCUUACUCCUGAGUGGUCUGGUCACCGCUCAAGGGACCGACGCCCCAGCUUCCAGUCCAGCUCCUGGUCCAGCUCCUGACCCGGCUCCUGCCACUGUAGGGGCUGAUGGCUCCGCUUUGUCUCCGUCGGACACUCUGUGCCUCUUGCACAAAGAGCUUUGCUUGAACCCGCCGGACAAGCCCAAGCCCACGCCCCCAUACGAGAAGACGUCCGUCACGACGCAGACCAUCGUCUCUAUCGAGACAAGCCAAGGGCAGACUCGGACCAUCACCGUGGGCCAGACCAUCACAGUCACCAAUACUGAAAAGGAGCCUCCAAAGCCAACACAGCCUCCACCAGAGCCGAAGCCCUCGACAGUGACGGAGCGUCCACAGCCCACAACAGUGACCCAACCCGGCCAGGAGACGACUAGGACCAUCACAGAAUCGCGCCCCAACCCGACGACAACGGUAGUCCAGCCAUCUCCGGAGCCACCCAAGACCCCGCCCACGGUGUCGUCAAAAGAGACCACCAGACAGUCCAGCCAGACCCAGCGGCCGACAACGACAUUCUCAACCGGCAGGCCCACGGAGUCGGGUAGGACGAGCCGGCAGAGCCAGACUGGACCUGGCCCAAGUGGCCGUCCGACGUCGACGAGGCCGGUUGUCACGGUGGGCGAGGCCGCACGUGCGACUGGGGCUGUGAUGAUUGGGGCGCUGCUGGGCGGUGCUGCCGCGAUAAUGAACAUUUAG